Podarcis lilfordi (Lilford's wall lizard) is the source of this 4990-nucleotide messenger RNA. Lineage: Eukaryota; Metazoa; Chordata; Lepidosauria; Squamata; Lacertidae. The record is from the annotation of a GenBank genome assembly.
AUGAGGCUGAUGCUCCUGUGCUGCACCUGGAGAGACGAGCCCAUGGGAGAGGACGAAGGUGGGUCCUGGAAGAGAGCCCUCCCCGCCCCGACUCCGCGUCGCCCCUCACCCGGCCUCUGGCCUGACUCCUGGGGCGCGGUGGUGACGGAGUGGGGUGGCGUGCAGGGCUCCUCCGCCCCCUCCCCUGCUUGACCUUGAGCCCCACAGGGGGUGGGGGAGAGAGAGAGAAACGUCCGGGCCGCCCCCUUGCUGCAUUGCACGCGUGGUAGGCAUUCACACGUGCAAGAGGCCGGCAGGGGUGGGGGCGAAAGGAGAGGUCUACUUAACGCGCGUGCGCUAGUGGGGCUCGUGGAGUGGUCCUCGGAAGGUUGGGAGAGGCCCCCAAGGCCUACUUAGCCCCUUCACUCGCCUUAACGGGCGUGCGCAGACUAACUGGGAGCGCGUCUCUGAGCACGUGCAGAGCGCGUUUCCUCUCUCCCCACCUCCAGCCCGUUGUCUCUGCGCUUUCAACUCACCCUAGGAGGCGGGGGCGGGGAGGUUAAUCCGGUGCCCAUCCGGUGGGUGCUGUCCAGGGUGCUGUUUCUCCCGACCUCCUGCCGCAGGCAAGGGAGUCUCGUCUGACCGGAAUGCAAGAAAGUGGGGUUUGGAUAAAAGACUUCGGGGUUGAUUCUAGGAUCCAUGCUUUCCCCCUUCCUUUUGCAAAUAUUUUCGCUACUUUACUGAAAGUUGAGGAUUCAUAGAACCUUUCCUGAGUGUGGGAAUUCUCCUUUUGCAAACGGGUGGAACAGGAUAGGGUGAAUAAAAUGCUCUUUCACAGCAGGAAAAAGGGUGUCCCACUCGCCCCACAAAUCCUAUCAUCUUUCUGAUCCUCAUAACCCCAAUGGCACCUGGGCCCAGAAGAGGGUGGGCAUGCUGUGGUUACAAAGAAAAAAGAAAGCACCCUCUGUGCAUGCUCCAAGACACUCUUGCUCCCCUGUAAUUGUUACAGCAUGGAGGCCUGCUGCUGAAAACAGGUUCAGAGUCUGGGUGCAAGGACAAAUUUAUAACCCCCACAUUCUGUUCCCCAUUUCUAUGGAUGCCCCCCUGGUUUCCCUGCCACUCCUCUCCACACACCCCAAUCUAUGGGGGGUGAAGUAGGGGACAGUCCUGCUGUUAUAUAAACAGGAGAUCGAUCUGUGGCCACCAGCCAUGGGAAAGGAGGUCAUAGGGCUAGCCUCAGCUAGGGGCCUCUGGGCAUUUGUGAGCAGCUGGGUGCAAGAGAAUUGCCAUUAUCCCCACCCCCACCCCAUGCCCCCUCUCAGAGUUAACAGGAAUGAGGCUCCUGGCGGAACCAUUCUUCAGGUUCGGAUUACGGAAGUUAUUCUGCGUGUUCUCAGAGGAACCCUUGUUCAUUCAGUGUGAGUGCUGCAUUUCUUUGAGCACUGCUUCAAACUAAUCUAUUCUGGGGGGGGGGGGCACAGCAGGAUGAGGUGCAUUCUGGGGGAGAGAGAGAAAUCACCCACAGUCCCUCUGGAGUCUUGGGGUGCCUCUGCACUAUACGUUUAAAGCAGUGUCAUGCAACUUUAAACAGCCAUUCCUUUCCCCCAAACAAAUCCUGGGAAGUGUAGUUUGUUAUGGGUGCUGAGGGUUUUUAGGGGACCCCUUAUUCCCCACCCCAAACUGCAAAUCCCAGAGUGGUUCGACAGUCAAUCCCUGUUCCCAGGGAACUCUGGAAAUUGUAGUUCCGGGACUGGGGGCUAAUAGGGGUAUUUCUAAAAGCAACUCAACAUCCUUAGCAAACUAUGGUUGCCAAGAUUCUUCGGGAGAAGCUGUGCCUGUUUAAAGUGGUCUUGGACUGCUUUAAAUGUGCAUUGACUCCCUCCUUCCUCUCUGAGGUCACACCACAUAUCCAACAUGCAUUGAAAGCCUGUUUGGCUUCCCAGGAUCUGUAGUUUGUUAAGGGCUCUGGGAACUGUAGCUCCUCAAGGCUGAAACUGCCGUCCCCAGAAUUCUUUCGGGAAAAGCCAUGCCAGUUUGAAGUGGUAUGAUACCACUUUAAAAGUGUUGUGCAGACAAGGGCCCUGUUUGUAGGCCUACAUCUGGUUUUGGGCAAAAACUGAAAUCCUGGAGUGAGAGCCCAGGCUAUGCUGAUGAUUCCCCCCCCCCCCACUCAACCUGCCCCCACCUCUGUUUUCCUCUCCAGGAAGCGAUCUGCCGAUAUGCGCCAGCUGCAGCCACAAUAUCUACGAUGGCCAGUAUCUGCAGGCUCUCAACGCGGACUGGCACACCGACUGCUUCAGGUAGGACUGCUCUGGCAGGGUGGCUGUCACCAGUAGGGUGGGAAGGGGGAGCCAGCAUCCUCCCAGCUGCUUUUCUGAACUGCCAUCUCCCAUCAGGCCCUGCCAGGAGGGUCGAAGGUCAAGGACGAUGGGAGUUGUAGUCCUGCAAACUAAGGGAAGGACUAUAGCUCAGGGAUGGAACACUUGCUUUGAGUGCAGAAGGUCCCAGGUUCAAUCCCCAAUGGUGAGAGAUUCUCCUGCCUGAAAUCCUGGAGAUCUGCUGCCAGUCAGUGUAGACAGUACUGGGCUAGAUGGGCCAGUGGUCUGACUUCCUGUGUUCCGAUCUGGAGAACCACAGUUUCAGAAAGCAGUGAGGGGGUUAUUAGAGCAAGGAAAAGUUUCAAGAUCUGGGGCUUUUUCCUUUAGAAAGUGGUAGUGUUGGAUUAGGACCUGAGAGUGGCCAGGGUUCAUUUCCCCACUAGGUCAUGACUUUGGAUCUGUCGUUGCCUCUUGGCUUAGCCUACCUCACAGGGUUGUUGUAGGCAGGAGAACCUGGGAGGAAAAAAGGUGGGCUAUAAAUGCAAUAAACAAAUAAAUAGCUUGACUUUCCAUGGUGUGCAAACUAGGCCAGAGCUCCAUCUUAAGAGAGGCAGUGUUGCAAAGUGGUUACAUUGUCGGACUAGGACAUGGGAGGUAAAGGUAAAGGUACCCCUGCCCGUACGGGCCAGUCGUGUCCGACUCUAGGGUUGCGCGCUCAUCUCGCUCAAGAGGCCAGGAGCCGGCGCCGUCCGAAGACACUUCCGGGUCACGUGGCCAGCGUGACGAAGCUGCAACUGGCGAGCCAGCACCAGUGCCGCACACGGAAACGCCGAUUACCUUCCUGCUAGAAAGUGGUACCUAUUUAUCUACUUGCACUUAGGGGUGCUUUCGAACUGCUAGGUGGGCAGGAGCUGGGACCGAACGACGGGAGCUCACCCCGCCGCGGGGAUUCGAACCGCCAACCUUACGAUCAGCAAGUCCUAGGCACUGAGGUUUUACCCACAGCGCCACCCGCAUCCCGAGGACAUGCGAGACCUGGGUUCAAAUCCCCACUCAGUCAUGAAGUUCACUGGGUGACCUUGGAGGCCAGUCACUGCCUCUCAGCCUAGCCUGCCUCACAGGGUUGUUGUGGGAAUUAAUUGAGGGGGAAAGGGGAGAACCAUGUACGCCACUUUGAGCUCCUUGGAGAAAAAGGAGAAAAGCUAGGAAAUUCAGGGCAGACAUAAGAAAGUCCUUCUUCAUGCAAUGCAUGGUUAAACGAUGGAACUCGCUGCCGCAGGAGUCAGUGAUGGCUUGGAUGGUUUUAAAAGAGGACUGGACAGAGGGGCUGUCGAUGACUAUUAGCUACAGUGACUAUGGUCUGCCUCUGAAUCCUACUUGCUGGGGAUCCCAAGUGGGGAGAGGGUUGCUCUGGCGCUCAGGUCCUGCUUAUGGGCUUCCUGGAAGAGGUGUCUGGUUGGCCACUGUGAGGACUGGAUGCUGGACUAGAAAUCGGCUUCUUUUUGACUGGGCCAUCCCAGGACUCUUCCUAUGUUCAUUGUUGCUUAUUUGGCCAGAAAGGAAGUGCCCCCCACCCUUAGAAUAUUCUUUAGCAUGGGCUGGUGUGAGCAACAAGAUCCCACACUCUCCUGCCAAGGAGGCUCGUGGCCUUGUCCUGGGACAGCUUGAACAGCUCCUUCUGCACCAAAGAAUCAUGCAAACCUAGAAUUGUAGAGUUGGAAGGGCAUCUAGCCCAACUCCUGCAAUGCAGGAAUCGCAGCUAAAGAGUCCCUGACUGAUUGCCGUCCAGCCUCUUGAAAAUCCUCCAGAGACGGAGAAUCCACUGCUGUGGAAGGAGAAUCCUCCACCGUGGAGCAGAUCCUAUGGUCAGAAAGUUGUUCCUUGUCAGAAUCUCCUUUCUUGCCAUUUGAAUCCUUUGAUCCGGGUCCAGCCCUCUGGAGCAGCAGAAAAGAAGCUUGCUCCAUCUUCCCAGUGAGAGCCCUUCAGAUAUUUGAAGAUGGCUAUCAUAUCACCCCUAAGUCUUUUCUUCUCCGGGCUAAAUAUAACCAAUUCCCUCAACCUUUCCUCAAAAGGCUUGGGCCCUUGAUAAUCUCCAUCACCCUCCUCUGCCCACCUUCCAGCUUGCCAAUAUCCUUCUUAAACUGCAGUGCCCUGAACUGCACACCGCACUCCAGGUGGGGUCUGACCAAGGCAGAUCUGGACAGUAGACUUCUUCUGAAGAUGCCUAUCAUAGAAUUGUAGAGUUGGAAGGGACCCUGAAGAUCAUCAGCUCCUGCAGUGCAGGAAUAUGCAGCUGUCCCUUACGGGGAUCGAACCUGCAACCUUGGCAUUAUCAGCACCAUUCUCUAACCAACUGAGCUAUCCUGCUUGCCCCUCUCGGUCUUCUCUUCUCCAGGCUAAACAUACCCUCUCCCCUCCAGCAUAUGUUCCAGGUGCCUGGUGGGGAGGGGGCAAAAGACGAGAGCCACCUUCCUCCGCUGAUCAUCUGUUUCCCCAACAGCUUGGCUGCUCCAUUCAUUCUUGGCUUUACAGUUCCCCUCCUCCUCCUUCUGGGCAGCCGUCAAUAUGGCUGGUGGCAUCUGGCAAGCACAGAGACUUGGCUCUCCUUCCAAGAGACACACUCCUCACACGUCCAGCUCGGAGCCGAUUCCCUGGGCCCCGACCCUGGCUGCUUUGGGGUUGUGCGCUUUUAA